AUGCUUCGGGUACUCCAGGAGGUCGGCCUGGCGCGGUCAACUCUGAUUGUCUGUGGUCCCGUCAGACUGAGUGGGUACACGUUUGUCUUGGGUCUGCAGGACCAGCCAGACCUAGAAGGCCUAGUUACCUCGAUCGUGCCUCCCAUCGAGGGUUCGAUCUUCCGCUCCGCGUAUCGAGCACACUCCCCUGGGACAGUCCCCUUCGGUGAGCUCAUCGACAGGUAUCGUACCCGCGAGGCAACCUGGAGCCAUGACAAGGUCUAUGCAUUACUCGGCAUGACCUCCGACAAUCCUGAUACUCCCGCGCUAAAGCCCAACUAUGACCUCUCAUGGAAUAAGGCCUUUCAGCAGGUCAUUGAAUACAUUAUCCCAAGCGUUGUCUCCGUGACAACAUGGCCGAACAGGGAGGCAGCAGUGAUCAGGACCAGGGGGCACAUCCUGGCCAUGAUCGAUGCAACUAAGAAACACAACUCCACGAUUAAAAGAGCUAUAAAAAGUCGCCAAGCUCGUAAGCUGAUGCGGCUCCUGCGGGAUCACAGAGGCAGUACCCUGCUGAUUACCGAAGUAAUCCAGGCAGUUGUGAGAGGCUACUGGCCAGAGGGUCUGAUCAAGUGCUUCAUUGACUACAAAGGGCAACACCUCAUCACAGAGGAUAUGUUCAGUGGAGUCGCUGACGCUGAUCUCUGCUAUGAGAUGAUACAACUACUACUGAAGCAACUAAAUGAGAGCGUACCUAAAACAGAAGCAAUUCUGGCAACCGUAGCAAGGAUAAAGCGCUACGAAGGCGACAGAAUUAGAAGUUUGAUUCCAAUAAAUGGUCUUAUACGUGCCUUGCUACAUCAUAGGGACCUGCUGUGA
Molecule: messenger RNA, 858 nt
Organism: Aspergillus ibericus CBS 121593
Lineage: Eukaryota; Fungi; Ascomycota; Eurotiomycetes; Eurotiales; Aspergillaceae
Exons: 1
Coding region: 1-858 (285 amino acids)
Source: RefSeq, a predicted model, not a curated record